Messenger RNA from Silurus meridionalis, 701 nucleotides. RefSeq names its product legumain-like. NCBI's taxonomy places the organism in Eukaryota, Metazoa, Chordata, Actinopteri, Siluriformes, Siluridae. The record is from RefSeq and is a predicted model, not a curated record. Gene Ontology annotation, molecular function: cysteine-type endopeptidase activity. Gene Ontology annotation, biological process: vacuolar protein processing. The transcript has 8 exons. The coding region runs from base 24 to 701 and encodes 225 amino acids.
ACUGUAGGAACACUGUAGAUGACAUGGCCAGCAACAGGAAACAGUGGUUUCUCCUGGCAGCAGGUUCUAAAGACUGGGUAAACUACAGACACCAGGCUGAUGUGUGUCACGCUUACCAAGUCCUACACCAGAACGGCAUUCCGGAUGAACAGAUUGUGGUGAUGAUGUAUGAUGACAUCGCUUAUAACCAUGAGAAUCCGUUCCCUGGCAACAUCAUCAAUGUACCAAAAGGUCCAGAUGUUUACAGUGGUGUUCCAAAAGACUACACUGGAGAGCAUGUAUCUGCUGCAAACUUCUUGGCUGUUCUACGUGGAGAAUCACAAGCUAUAAAGAAAAGUGGAGGGAAAAAAGUCCUCAGAAGUCGUGCAAAUGAUUCUAUCUUCAUCUACUUAUCAGACCAUGGAGGCCACGGAGUCUUUCAUUUUCCCGAUUCUACACUUUAUGCUCAUGAAUUCAUCGACACAGUGAAAGAGAUGUCCAGGAAAGCUGAAUUUUCAGAGAUGGUGAUUUACAGGGAAGCGUGUCAUGCAGGAUCAAUGCUGGUCGAGCUGCCGACAUUACACAACGUGUAUGCCGUUGCAGCAUGUACACCAGAUGAGAGCUCGUAUGCCUGCUUCCAUGACAAAAGGAGGAACGCGUUUCUUGCUGAUGUUUUCACUGCAUACUGGCUACAUCACACCAAGAGUGUUAGUGUUUUAUAG